Molecule: messenger RNA, 1826 nt
Organism: Poecilia reticulata (guppy)
Lineage: Eukaryota; Metazoa; Chordata; Actinopteri; Cyprinodontiformes; Poeciliidae
Source: RefSeq, a predicted model, not a curated record
GGGUGGAGCUUCUUAUAUAAAGACUAAAGUCAGCAGGAAGGGAUCGGCACAACUCCAGAUCAGAGACUUUAAGGUAUCUUCACCUCUAUUGAAGCCAACGAGCAGAAGAUAGAAAAUAUGUCAGGCGGUCAGAAAUCAAAUUCCUGCCAGGCUCCAGGAGGCUCAGUGAUUUGUUCCCAUUGUGAACACAGUUUUCUUUCUGUUGUCAACUUUAAUUGGGAGACAGAUGGCAAGUUGGAUUUCCAAUUAAAACUAUUUAAAAAGACUGACGAUGGGUCACCACCCUUUGUCAGUCAGGGAUUCACCUAUGAACAACAGAAUGUUUCAGUUGCUUCUGCAGGACAAUGUGGAACAACGUUGCACAGUGAAGUGUCCAGAUUGUGAAAAGAUGUUUGAGCUGCACAUUCACUUUACUAGAAUGGUUAAUGAGAACAAAWUAAAACUUAAACUGUCCAUUACAACCUGUGUGGUUGUAAAGGAGAAAAUGGGGAAACAAAACAAAGGAGAAACGGACACAACAGAAAAACCAGGCUUAGGCUUCCCUGCACUACUCAUAGUGAAGGUUUUCUAUAAUAGCUCCGGUGAGACAUUUCRUGGUGAUSAUCAAGUAAAGGAMCAACUGAAGAUGGACAGACAGCGGACAYUUAAUAUCCAGGAGACAAACCUGAAAGAAUCUGACAUCAUCAUUUUCUUCUGUCCAAUCACAUCCCGCGUUGGAUCAGACGUGGAAUCAUCCAUGAGAGACGAAACRGUGUCAUCAUUGAAUAAACCAGUCAUCUUGGUUCUGAUGCAUCACACCAGAGACUUUGACUAUUCAACUGCUGGAACAAUCUGGUCUGAGGUUUAUCCAAAUGUUGUGCUUGAUGUUCACCUUCUGUUCCAUGAGACUAAACCAGGAUUACUGGAAUGCAGACAAAAUCAGGAGGCUUUCAAGAUGAUUAAAAAAGAGCUAAAUAAACGUUCAAAACCAAUCAUUGGAACGUUAACACGUCUUCAGAGUCAUUGAGAACAUUACGAAACAGGAAAUAUCCAGUUAGCAGCAGUUAUCGAGGGAGAAAUGCUCCGUAAAUGUCUGCAGGAGAAUGAAUAGACUGAUUCAAGAUGAUUGAAAUUAAGCAGCAGCUCUAUAACUACUUGUUAUAACCCAGAUAUGUCUGACAUCCUGUUUCUGAACACGCAACAUGUUGAAUCAUAAAACAAAUGAACUACAGCAGCAGAAGAGGAAACUCCUAUCAGCCCAGAAUCGGAAGCAAACAGGGCAGUGAUUACUGACCAUGAAUGGAUGGACUGACCAUGUCCGUCCCCUUAUCACAGAUCACCCAAACUCUGACAGCUACUUCCAAAAGCGUAAUGGCGCUACGCUACAAAUUUUAAAUAAUUUAUUUAAAGCAUGCAUUUGUAAUUUUUGAUGUAUUUCUAAAAUUGUACAAAAAAGGCUUAAAUAAACCAAAAAUCUGCAGAAUGUGCCAAUUUUUUUUCCCAAAUAUUCGAUUCAUCAUCAGAAUUAUUGAUAGACUAAUUGACUACUAACAUAGUCAGCUUAUGUGAUUGGUUUCCAGCCAAUAAAUCUGCAUCACCAUUUGCUGCUCAUAUCAGUAUGGACCAAAAUCCUUCCUUGUCUAUACUCACUUAUUCAUUAUCUGGAUCAUGUAGGCAUCGACUGGCUAUUUCCUGUUGAGCUCAGCUUCACAGGGCAACGCAGAGAUGCUAAACACAAACAUCCAUGCAUGAACUUAUUACUUGGUCUGAUCCAGUUUGUUGCUGCUUAACCCAUGUGUACUUUGUAAAUUUAAUAAAAUGUUUUCAUAAAAAGAAUAUCACUAUUA